Molecule: messenger RNA, 1685 nt
Organism: Rhizopus microsporus ATCC 52813
Lineage: Eukaryota; Fungi; Mucoromycota; Mucoromycetes; Mucorales; Rhizopodaceae
Product: cytochrome P450
Exons: 5
Coding region: 26-1576 (516 amino acids)
Molecular function (GO): monooxygenase activity; iron ion binding; heme binding
Source: RefSeq, a predicted model, not a curated record
CAUCAUUUUUUAGAAACAUUACAAGAUGGGGAUAAGUGGCAAGUAUUUUGCCAUUUUGAGCGCGAGUGUUGCUACCAUUGUUGCUGCAGUAUAUGUCAAGAGGGCAAUGAUAAGAUCACGAAGAAGGAGGCUCCGUUUGGUUCACAGUCAGAUACCAAAUCCUUUGAAUGACGAGGAAUUACAAGACAAAAAAUUCAGCACGCUGCCAAGCCAAACGAUUACUCAAUGGCAUCAACAAUACGGGCCUCUAUUUGAAAUCAAUACGAGCGAGCACAAGUGGGUCUUUGUUAGCGAUCUGGAAGCGAUUGAGGCUAUAUUUAUCAAGAAAAGCGUUGAAACAUCACUUCAUUCGUAUAGUGCAUGGAGAAGUAUAGUCAAUGGUGGCUGUGGCAGUGGCAUCUUUUUUAAUGGUAGCGAAGGAAAAUGGAAAUACCUCAAGGCAGCUCUCCGAGAUGUUCUUUCGCCUGCAUUUUGUGAUAGCUUUGAAGGAAUGUCAAGGAUGGAAAUCGAAAGAUGUACAAGGAGUCUUAUCACUCAAACGGGAAAUCAUGGAAGUGUAAAUCCAAGCUUGUAUGUUCGUUUUGCGGUUGUAAACAUUGUGCUCUAUAUUGCCUUUGGUAAACCUUUUGCUGAAUCUAUGAAUGACGACACGUUUAAGCGAAUUGAGAGUGUCUUGCAGAGUUACCAUAAAUUAGCAGCAACUCCCACGGUAGCCGAAGGUCAAGGCUGUCCUUGGUCAUUCUUCCUCAAGAGCAACCCGAGCAAGAGCAAGGAAUCCAAGUUGAUAUACCGUAGGCAAGUUCAACCAUUGAUUCAACUAUUGGUCAAGUCAGCAAGAACAGACAAUAGCCAUAACAUCGUUAAGCAGCUGGACAGAAUGAGAGAAGAUUACCAUAUGGAGGAAGAUGAUAUCCACAAGAUAAUGGAGGAGUUCGUUUUCAUUAGCUGCAGGACCUUGUGUGCAAGUAUUCUCUGGACCUACGCCUUGCUUUGCCAUCACCCUAAAGCCCAAACGAAUAUCUCUCAAGAGUUCAUUAGAUUUUGGAAGCAAAACAAUUAUUUUCCUACGUUUGUUGAUCAAUCAAAUUUUCGGUAUUAUACUGCUUUCCAAAAAGAAUGCUUUAGGUAUCGCCCUAUCUUUACGUUUAGUGCUCCUCGAAAAGUUACAAAAGAUGUAUACUACGAUGGUCUCAUUAUCCCCAAAGACGCAAUUCUUCUCAGUAGCAUCCACGCUCUCCACAAUGACUCUGCGCACUAUCCUGAACCUGAAAAAUUUGUACCUGAACGCUUUCUUUAUGACACCAAUCCGAUGCAUAAAACAAGCAGAAACUGUCUCCGAAACCGUGAUCACUUUGCCUUUGGCUGGGGGUCAAGAGCAUGUCCUGGUGUCUACAUGGUUGAAAAGCUUCUCUUUGAUGUGGUCAUCAACUUAAUGUCCCAAUGCAACGUUAGACCAGCCCUCACCGUUGAAGGUGACAAGCUCUAUCCUGACAUAGACAAUUACAUCGAAGCCGGAGUGAUGGCUGUGCCAGUAGAUUUUAAAGCUCGCUUUAUUGAACGUGAUUCAUUUAAAUAAAGAUUACAUUGUUCUUUGCAAACUCAUACCUGUCUCCCUUCAGUGGAGAAGCCUCGACCCUCGCUGACCAAUCGAAAAACGAGUUACAAGACCCUAUGUCCAAGCAGCC